This is a messenger RNA of Mollisia scopiformis, 466 nucleotides long. RefSeq lists its product as uncharacterized. The record is from RefSeq and is a predicted model, not a curated record. Lineage: Eukaryota; Fungi; Ascomycota; Leotiomycetes; Helotiales; Mollisiaceae. The transcript has a single exon. The annotation marks the transcript as partial.
CGUCAACAUCCACACUCCUCUCCUCCAUCCUCCUCUCCCUCUCCUGUCUCGACACCUGUUACCCAUCUUCCUUUCCUCAAAGGACAAUCGCAUACCUCCUUCCGCCGUAUGCCUUAACCUUUGCUGGCUUGAUCGGAUGUCUUCAACUUCUUCCUUGCCUUCUUGCGUUAUGUCACUCCUUUAUUAAUUCCGCCGAAUUACAUUUUUAAUUUUCCUUGGGGAGGUCGAGGUCCUGGACGCGUCGCGAACAACCCCUGAUAAUUUUUCUCGCCCAUCGCCAACCAUCGAGUCCGUGAAGAGGUCGGGCUUGUAUCAAAUAAUAGAGACACAGUAGCAGACGACUUGAGCCUCGUCUGCGCUGGUCUCGUUGGGGUGCGUGCUGCUGCGCGUUUUGUUCUCGACCAAAAAUAAAUUUCUCGAGAGAACAAACGAGUGCUGACUGACGCGCCUCGACUUCAGCAGAUAU